Phaedon cochleariae (mustard beetle) is the source of this 804-nucleotide messenger RNA. The record is from the annotation of a GenBank genome assembly. Lineage: Eukaryota; Metazoa; Arthropoda; Insecta; Coleoptera; Chrysomelidae.
AUGGGAUCACAAUGUUGUGGACCGAAAGUGAUAGAGAUUAUAUUGUACAUUUUUCAAGUCUUACUCUUGAUUACAGGAGUUGCAAUAUGUGUGCUGGGCUCUUGGAACUUCAUGAUAACUUUUCACUUUACAAGAGUGCUGGAUAACCAUGUAUUCACAUCUACUGUCUACUUAUUUUUAGUUGUGGGUUGUCUAGUCAUUUUAGUUUUCUUUUUAGGAUGCUGUGCAAUACCAAAACGAUGGACUAAAUUAUUAUUUUGUUAUAUAAUUUUAUUGGUGGCAAUAUUCUUGUGUGAAGUGUUGAUAUGCAUACUGGCAUUUGUUUAUCAAGGAAACAUAGCAGAAGAUAUGAAAGUAAAUUUCAAAGAAACAAUAGUCAAUUCGUACAAAAGUGAUGAUUCAAAAACCGAUUCUAUUGACUACAUUCAAGAAAAUUUGCACUGUUGUGGAUCAUUCGGUUUUUAUGAUUGGUCUGCCAAUUCUUGGAUUCACAAUGAAACUGUCAAAAAUUUAGUACCUGAUUCCUGUUGCAAGACAAUUUCAUUUGAAUGUGGAUUUAGAGAUCAUCCUUCCAAUAUCAACGUGGAGGGAUGCAUGGAGAUAAUUAUAAAGGAAAUCCAAAUGAAUUUCUGGCUACUCUUUCUGAUAACUUUGGGACUGAGUGUGACACAUGUUAUUGGGAUAGUAUGUGGAAUAAUGCUCUUUUUGAAAUUAGAAUCUAAUAAGUUAGAUGAUAAUAAUUAUAGUCCACAAGGAGGAUCUGGAAAAGAAACGUUAUUGCCAGAAAGAGAGCAAUUCUUGUAA